Messenger RNA from Pteronotus mesoamericanus, 1083 nucleotides. It is a transcript of the gene GPR20, whose product is annotated as G protein-coupled receptor 20. Gene Ontology annotation, cellular component: plasma membrane. Gene Ontology annotation, molecular function: G protein-coupled receptor activity. NCBI's taxonomy places the organism in Eukaryota, Metazoa, Chordata, Mammalia, Chiroptera, Mormoopidae. The transcript has a single exon. The record is from RefSeq and is a predicted model, not a curated record. The coding region runs from base 1 to 1083 and encodes 360 amino acids. Gene Ontology annotation, biological process: phospholipase C-activating G protein-coupled receptor signaling pathway; positive regulation of Rho protein signal transduction.
AUGCCCUCUGCGUCCCCUGCGGGGCCCUCGACCUGGGCGUCCCCCAACGCCACCACGGCGGGGGCGCCAGCGGCCAACCUCAGCGCGCCCGAGAGGCCGCUGUUCCACCUGUUCGCCGUGCUGGACGAGGAGCUGCACGCCAGCUUCCCGGGCCUGUGGCUGGUCCUGAUGGCCGUGCACGGGGUCAUCUUCCUGGUGGGGCUGGCGCUGAACGGGCUGGCGCUGUACGUCUUCUGCUGCCGCACCCGGGCCACCACGCCGUCCAUCCUGUACACCAUCAACCUGGUGGUGACCGACCUGCUGGUGGGCCUGUCGCUGCCCACGCGCUUCGUGGUCUUCUACAGCACGCGGGGCUGCCUGCGCUGCGCCUUCCCGCACGUCUUCGGCUACUUCCUCAACAUGCACUGCUCCAUCCUCUUCCUCACCUGCAUCUGCGUGGACCGCUACCUGGCCAUCGUGCAGCCGGAGGGCUCCCGCCGCUGGCGCCAGCCGGCCUGCGCCCGGGCCGUGUGCGCCUCCGUGUGGCUGGCGGCCGGCGCCGUGACGCUGUCCGUGCUGGGCGUGACGGCCAGCGGCGGGCCCUGCUGCCACAUCUUUGCGCUGACCGUGCUGGAGUUCCUGCUGCCGCUGCUGGUCAUCAGUGUGUUCACGGGCCGCAUCAUGUGCGCGCUGUCACGGCCGGGGCUGCUGCGCCAGGGCCGCCAGCGCCGCAUGCGGGCCAUGCAGCUGCUGCUCACCGUGCUGGUCAUCUUCCUGGUCUGCUUCACGCCCUUCCACGCCCGCCAGGUGGCCGUGGCACUGUGGCCCGAUGGGCCACGCCACACCAGCCUCGUGGUCUACCACGUGGCCGUGACCCUCAGUAGCCUCAACAGCUGCAUGGACCCCAUCGUCUACUGCUUCGUCACCAGCGGCUUCCAGGCCACCGUCCGCGGCCUCUUCAGCCGGCGUGGGACAGAGCGCGAGCCCGCCGUUGGCGAAGUGGUCAGCCUGCGCAAGGGCUCCAGGGGCUCGGGCCACCAGCCAGCCCUCGGCACCGGCCCUCGCGCCCUCACGCAGGCCCUGGCUAAUGGGCCCGAGGCAUAG